Molecule: messenger RNA, 2236 nt
Organism: Darwinula stevensoni
Lineage: Eukaryota; Metazoa; Arthropoda; Ostracoda; Podocopida; Darwinulidae
Source: the annotation of a GenBank genome assembly
AAUAUUUAGAUAUGCAUUUAGAGGCUGAAUAUCUGUAUUGUGGCAACCAAGAUGAUAUAUUGAAAUUUGGAUGGGUAAGGUUGCUGUAAAUUCAAGUGGAGAUCAUUGUCAAAUUCAAGAAUGUAGAGAUGUGGUUCAACAUGCUUCAAAAGAUUAUGGGAAAUUUUUCUGGCCAGGAGAUUCACAGAGCAUAAAAACUUCAAGUUCAUCUUACAAGAUUUGACCUAUUAGUGACCUUUUUACCUCAGACGAACUUUCUUGUGUCCAAUGCAAUAGCAAAAUGCCUUUCAUCCCACAGUACUGGUAGGUCUAUUUUCAUUGCUUAUCUAAUAUGAUAGUAAAUAAGUUUUGCAAAUGUGAUUACAGGAGCUUAUAUGCAAUCAAAUUGACUAUGACUCUCAAUGUAGUCAAUGUGACCCAACUUCAAAAUACCUAAUAUGCUUCCAAACAUUAUUGUAAGUAUAGCUUUUCACACUUAUCUUCCCAGGCAGGUGUGACAACAUGUUUCCCUUGCAGGCAAUUACAACUUAUCUGCUUGUGAAGAGCAAUUGAAUGGUUAUGAGAUGCCUUACAGAGGAGGACAUGAUUGGAAUGACUGGAAUUUACAUGCAUUGAUUGAAACCAAAGUUCUGUACAGUUGACAACACAGGAAGGAAUAUCCCAUAUUUAUGGUGGGCAUUGCUCAUUACUCUCAAAGUCUGAGCAAGAAGCUGUUGAUGCAACUGUGAGUGACAUGCCUUCUGCAACAAGUAUUGUCAGCAGUCAGCGUAUGAAAUUGAAUGAAAAUUGUGGAAUACGAGAGGUAUGGGCUAACAACUUGGAAGAUGAAUUUAAACACAUCAGGAAGCUGGUGAACAGAUACAAUUACAUUGCAAUGGUUAGUGGAGCUUCUUUUCAGCUUGUGGAGCUCAUUGCCCUGUUUGGAGCAAAGAUCAUUAAGCUGAUGGAGCAUGAUACUGAAUUUCCUGGCGUGGUUGCAAGGCCUAUUGGAGAGUUCCGCAGCACUUCUGAUUACCAAUAUCAGCUUCUCAAGUGCAAUGUAGAUUUGCUGAAGAUAAUUCAGUUAGGACUGACCUUCCUUGAUGAUAAUGGGAAGACUCCUUCUGGUUAUUCUACAUGGCAGUUCAAUUUCAAGUUCAACCUAACGGAAGAUAUGUAUGCAGAGGACAGUAUAAAUCUCCUUCAACAUUCUGGGAUACAGUUCAAGAAGCAUGAAGAGGAGGGAAUUGAACCCGUGGACUUUGCGGCUCUUCUUCUAUCAUCUGGUGUUGUGCUAGCAGAAAAUGUAUCAUGGUUAUCCUUCCACAGUGGUUAUGAUUUUGGCUACCUCAUCAAGCUGCUGACAGAUCAGAACCUUCCCUCAGAAGAAAGUGAAUUCUUUGAGCUGCUUAGAAUAUACUUCCCAACCAUUUACGAUGUGAAGUAUCUUAUGAAGUCAUGCCGGAACCUGAAGGGAGGCUUGCAGGAAGUAGCUGAGCAGCUGGAGUUGGAGAGAAUUGGUCCCCAGCAUCAAGCAGGCUCUGACAGUCUUCUUACUGGUGCUGCAUUUUUCAAGAUGAGAGAGCUCUUCUUUGAAGAUAACAUUGAUGACUUCAAGUACUGUGGUCAUCUAUAUGGACUUGGUACAAGUUUUGUGUCCAACGGGAAUGGCUAUGUUGAGUCGGUGGAACCUGAUUUACCCAAGCCACCAUCCAGUUGAUCCCCUAUGUGAUCUCUGUUUCCUCUUCAACCCAGAUUUUUUCUUUGUAGCUCUGUGCUUUGUAAGGCAGAGAUGGUGACAACCAGCUUCAAUUGAAAUAUCUCAUGCCUCUCACAAUGUUUGCUCUCCACCAAGAUAUGUGAUAGAUUUAAAUCUCAAGAUUGUGAUUUUUCAUCUUGCUGAUCUUGGCAAACCUCAGGUUUUCAAGGUCCUAUGGUUAGGUGCUCCAUAAAUCUUGGUUCCUUAUUUCUACUCAUGAUCCCAUGCUCUUAGAUUGGUGUAGUUUAUUGCACUAAUUGCAGUACUUAUGGGCUGUCAGUUUUUGUCAGCUUCUGCAGUACCAUAUUUUGCUGGGGUCAAGACUUCAUUUCAUGAAUCUGAUCCAAUCUUUGUGCAUGCAUAUGCAAUGCUAAAGCAAAGUAUGUUUUCUGUAGGUAUUAAUUGAACAUCGAUCAGUCAUAUGGGCAUCAAUCUAUUCAUUGUCAUAACAUCUGGGAAUCCUGCAUAAUGUUUUGAAAAGCUUUUCUUGUGCUGUGA